This is a messenger RNA of Quercus lobata, 3708 nucleotides long. RefSeq names its product G2/mitotic-specific cyclin-1-like. Gene Ontology annotation, cellular component: chloroplast stroma; cytoplasm. Gene Ontology annotation, biological process: L-serine biosynthetic process. Gene Ontology annotation, molecular function: pyridoxal phosphate binding; O-phospho-L-serine:2-oxoglutarate transaminase activity. The transcript is spliced from 10 exons. The record is from RefSeq and is a predicted model, not a curated record. The coding region runs from base 215 to 1870 and encodes 551 amino acids. NCBI's taxonomy places the organism in Eukaryota, Viridiplantae, Streptophyta, Magnoliopsida, Fagales, Fagaceae.
GUCUAGCUUUCUCUCUCUCUCUCUCUCUCUCUCUCUCUCUCUCUCUCUAUAUUUCAUCUACCUUUUUUUUCGUACAUACAUACAUAUAUACAUUCUUGCAAAGGCUCAGGCUUUAGAGUUAUAGAUGCUCUAUAGCUUCUGAUUUUUUUGUCUUAGGCUUAGUGGGGUUUGGUGUGUGUGAUUGUCUCUUUCUUUCAGAUAAUCAAAAGCAAAAAUGGUUAUUACUGAUGAGAACAAUCCUACUUUGAACAAACCCACAAAUUUUCAAGUAGGAGGAGGGUUAGAGAUGGGUAAUAGAAAGUUCGGGCAGGAGAUUAGGCACAACAGGAGGGCUUUAAGCGUCAUUAAUCAGAGUUUAGUGAGCAAUCAAGCAUACCCCAUUGUUAAUAAGAGAGGCUUGUCAGAAAAACACCAAUUCUUUGAAAAGAAACAGGCUGAUCCAGUGCACCGACCAAUUACGAGGAAAUUUGCUGCACAAAUUGCAAACACACAGCCACCUUGUCCCCAGGAAAUUAAGAAGGCAAACCCAUCAGCGUCAAACUCAAAUGGAUUUGGAGAUUUCAUCUUUAUAGAUGAGGAACACAAGGCCCCUAAAGAAGACCACCCAGUGCCCAUGUUUUUAGAACAACCAGAAGCAAUGCCUAGUGAAACUGAUGAGAUGGAGGAAGUUGAAAUGGAGGAUAUAGUCGAAGAGCCCGUCAUGGAUAUUGAUAGCUGUGAUGCAAAGAAUCCACUAGCAGUUGUUGACUACAUUGAAGAUCUCUAUGCCUACUACAGAAAAAUGGAGUGUUUUAGCUGUGUUUCACCAGACUAUAUGGCACAACAAUUUGACAUUAACGAGAGGAUGAGAGCUAUACUGAUUGACUGGCUUAUUGAGGUCCAUGAUAAGUUUGAACUCAUGAAGGAGACACUGUUCCUUACGGUUAAUAUAAUAGACAGAUUUUUAUCCAAGCAAUCAGUAGUAAGAAAGAAACUUCAGUUGGUUGGCUUGGUUGCCAUGCUCUUAGCAUGCAAGUAUGAGGAGGUUUCUGUUCCUGUAGUUGGGGAUUUGAUUCUUAUAUCAGAUAAAGCGUACACAAGGAAGGAGGUUCUGGAAAUGGCAUUCAAGGAGGCACAAAAAGUACUCAAAAUCAAGCCUCUUAUUUGGUCUGGGAAAUCUGAAAAACACACAAAGAUUCCAUCUUUUCACGAUGUGGAGCAAAACCCAGAUGCCAAAUUCUUGCAUAUUUGUGCAAAUGAAACCAUUUAUGGUGUGGAAUACAAGGACUACCCAAGUCCUAAAAAUGGUAUCUUGGUGGCUGAUAUGUCUUCAAAUUUCUAUUCCAAGCCCGUAGUUGUGUCUAAGUUUGGUUUCAUAUAUGGUGGAGCCCAGCCAUCUGGAGUCACCAUUGUGAUCAUCAAGAAAGAUCUGAUUGGGAAUGAUGGGAUUUACAUGUGUGUUUUGGCGUUUGAGGAUUUGUUGGAUCAAGAAGGGUUGAUUGAGGUGGAGAAGAAGAACAAGAAGAAAGCUGAGAUUCUGUACAAUGCUUACGAUGGGAGCAAUGGGUUCUAUAGGUGCCCUGUGGAGAAGUCUGUGAGGUCAUUCAUGAAUGUGCCUUUCACUUUGGAGAAGUCAGGGUUGGAGGCUGAGUUUAUUAAGGAAGCAGCUAAGGAGAAUAUGGUUCAGCUCAAGCGGCAUAAGUCGGUUGGGGGUAUGUGUGCUUCUAUAUACAAUGCUAUGCCAUUGGCUGCAGUUGAGAAAUUGGUUGCUUUCAUGAAGGAUUUCGAGGCAAGUUUCAUCUUUACAGUCAUCUAUGGUGGAUUGAAGGCUCAAAAUGAAGCAUCUUCUGGGCAGGCUGUACAAAAAGAAUUGGAUGAGCUCAAAUUAUGAUAUGAAAGGUUGAAGCUACCUUGUAUCUUCUUGUUUUUGGGCUUGGAUUAAUUUUCAGUAUAUUUAUAUUGUUGUUCUUGUGUUAAUUGGAUACAUAGCUUGUAGGAAGAUCGUUCUAGGUUGCAUGAUCUUGCAGAUCGAAUGAUUGAGGAGUAGGACAAAGAAAUCUCUAACUUCUUGAUGACAAUAAGGAUCUUCAUCAAUCUUUGGAAUCAAAACCACCUGUCCGUUUCCUUCUUUUGUCUUCUUAAAUAUUUGUUAAAUUUCACCUGAUACUUAACACUUUCCCAUGACUUAGAUUUAAAUAUUCUAAUACUUGGCCUGGCAAUGAUUAAUAAUCUCAGGUUGAUCACAAUGGAAAUCACUACACAGGUAUAAAGCCAUUCCUGUUACCACUUGUCAGCACCUGUAUUAGUUAAAUUUAAGUUGAAAGCUUUUCUCAAUCUAUAAAAGAUCAAACCCUUAGGGUAGUUGGUGAGGUCUUAACAUAUCCUUUUUCUCUAACUGGAAUUAUCAGCCAUGCAAAAGCAGGAUGCACAGAAUUUAAGUUCUUCUGCAGCAGAACAGUAGAUUCUGGUAUAAACAUUUCUCUCAAAAAAUUGGUUCUCAUUUAAACUGUACUUUGUUGAGUCUCCCAAUGCAUUUAUUAUUACAGUUUAGCAGGUAGCCAAUUAUAUCAUUGAGCUGCAAAUUUCAACCAGCUCUGAUGGAAAAAUUUUAGUGCCUGAUUAAGUGAGCUCUAUUCAUAAAAACCCACAUAAACUAGAAAUAUUUAUUUUGGCACCAGUUUGUAUUUCUAAUCACAUGUUCUUUGAUUUUUCCCCCAAAACUUUAUUGCUUGUACCUAGGCUUUAUAUAUCUUGAUGAACUUUUGUAUUCAUUUGUUAAUUGAAGUUUUUGUGGAUAAUGUUCAAGUAGUCGAUGUUUAUGCUUUUGAAUAAUGAUCAAUAUCACAAUAGCCUUUAUUUUCAUAAAAAUUGUUCCAGUAUAGCUUUUAAAAAAAAAAGUGUUUUCCAUGUGCCUCAAAAUCAAGUACUACUCAAAUUAUAAGUCUUUGGGUGCAAUUUUGCCUGCUUUCUUAUUUAUUCGGAAGUAGGGGAUAAUGAGUGCAGGAAGCCAUGCUGAAGGCUGAGCUUUGCAACAUGGAAAGAAUGCAAAAGAGGGAAGGAUAGAUAUGGCAUAUUUGAAAUUUUUUUCUGAAAGCUUCUUGAAACAGGUAUCUCUACUGAAGAUUAGCUGUUGAUGAAAUGGAAGUACAGGACUAUUACAUGUCUAUGAAUAUAUGUAGGGAAGUUUUUUUUUAUAAAAAAAGUAUUUUCCAUGUGUCUCAAAACCAAGUACUACUCAUAUUAUAAGUCUUUGUGUACAAUUUUGCCUUCUUUCUUUUUUAUUCGGAAGUGGGGGAAGGGGAGUAGAGCAUCUCAUUAGUUUAUAAUAGAAAUUUGAACAUAAUGAGUGCAGGAAGCUAUGCUGAAGGCUGAGCUUCUCAACAUGGAAAGAAUGUAGAAGAGGGAAGGGUAGAUAUGACGUAUUUGAAAAUUUUUAUCUUAAAGCUUCUUGAACAGGUAUCUCUACUGAAGAUUAGCUGUUGUUGAAAUGGAAGUACAGGAUUAUUACAUGUCUAUGAAUAUAUGUAGGGAAGUAUUUAAAAAAAAAAGUGUUUUCCAUAUGCCUCAAAACCAAGUACUACUCAUAUUAUAAGUCUUUUUGUGCAAUUUUGCCUUCUUUCUUCUUUAUUUGGAAGUGGGGGGAGGGGAGCAGAGCUUCUCAUUAGUUUAUAAUAUAAAUUUGAACAUAAUGAGUGCAGGAAGCCAUGCUGAAGUCUGAGCUUCACAACA